CUCUCUCUCUCUCUCAUCCUUCAUGUCUCAAGAGACAGCGCGCAUUCCAGUUAGUAUAUAUUUCAGUGGCUAACACGUGAUUACCAGGUUACAUUUAUCUGGAUGCAAGAUGAGACAAGACGCUGAAAUAAAAAUUAUUGAAUCGGAAUCUUCUAUUGAAUCAGAAGAUGAUACGAAAUCUGCAGGAAAUACAGGAUGGGCGGACGUCAUGCAAAAAAUCCUGAAAACAAAGAAGCCAAAAAGGAAACAGACAAUUGUAUUAGCUAAGGCAAAGAAGUUGUGUGAUGUGAAAAAAAAUGAAAAGAAAGAAAACAUCUCCUUUGAAAUUGAUAAUGUUGAAAACAAAAUUACGACAGAUUUGGAAAAAAUAAGUAAUGAACUAGAGUUUUCUGCACAGACAAAGCUGAGCAAAAAGGAGAGAAGUCUUGGUAUCAGGAUAAAACCAUGCAUUACACACCGAGAACGUGAACGAAUGUUGCAAAAGAUUGCUACAAGAGGAGUAGUACAACUGUUUAAUGCAGUAAAACAGCAACAAACAGAUAUCAGCAAGAAACUAUCUGAAGCAGGUCCAUUGGAAAGAAAACGAGAACAAGUAAUGAAAAACAUUGACAAAAAUGCUUUCCUUGAUAUCUUGAUGGGUAAAGCUAAAAGCAUAUCGGUUGAUAAGACUGUUGUACCUGAGAAAGCAGUUGAAUCCACAGGAAAUAAAGACAAAGACGACAAAAUAUGGGGUGUUCUUAGAGAUGAUUUUGUCAUGGGAGCAAAGUUAAAAGAUUGGGACAAGAAAAAUACAGAAGAGGAAACUUCUUCAGCUCCUGAGGAAAUUGAUACUGAUGAUUGAUGAAAAUCAAAAUGUUUCUUAUGUAAAUUCCUUACCAAUAGCUGGAAAUGUUUAAUGGUAAUCAUUUUCAAAUGAAAAUUACCAACAAAUCUAACCAUUACAUGGUGUCCUGACUGUACAUACAAAAAUUUCACUUUCAUUCACCAAAGCCAUUUUCAGAGUACAAGAUAGCGCAUCCUCAAGUGUACACCAAAUAUAUUUCAUUUUAUAAUCAUUUUUUGCAGAAUCUAAGCAAAACAUUUGCCUAGUUAGUCAUAAAUAAGGAUGUAAAUAUAGAUUCUAUAUAUUCAUAAUCUCUUUGAAAUAAAUUCGUAAAUAUAGUGAAUUAAAAAUUACAAGUUAUCAAUUUAUUAAUUUGUGCACUUAUAUAAUACAACUGGCUUUACCUUUCACUUUUUAUGGUCAAGAGUAAAUAUCUGUUAUAGUACGAUAUAACAAUAUAUGUACAGUUUAAACUCUC
Odontomachus brunneus is the source of this 1301-nucleotide messenger RNA. Its product is annotated as RRP15-like protein. The transcript has 3 exons. NCBI's taxonomy places the organism in Eukaryota, Metazoa, Arthropoda, Insecta, Hymenoptera, Formicidae. Gene Ontology annotation, biological process: maturation of 5.8S rRNA; maturation of LSU-rRNA. Bases 110 to 841 code for a protein of 243 amino acids. The record is from RefSeq and is a predicted model, not a curated record. Gene Ontology annotation, cellular component: preribosome, large subunit precursor.